AUGGCAUACGCACCUAGAGGUGGACGCGGCGGCGAUCGGGGAGGUCGAGGAGGCUUUGGCGGUGGCCGGGGCGGUGAUCGAGGCGGACGAGGCGGAUUCUCAAGAGGAGGAGGUCGAGGUGGUGGAGAUAGAGGUGGACGUGGAGGAGGCAGAGGCGCACCCCGAGGCCGUGGUGCACCGAGAGGACGUGGAGGUGCUGGCGCAAAGGGUGGUGCGAAGACCAUCAUUGAACCCCACAGACAUGCUGGUAUAUUCGUCGCUCGAGGCAAGGAAGACAUGCUGGUAACCAAGAACCUCUCACCCGGCGAGUCUGUCUAUGGCGAAAAGCGCAUCUCGGUCGAAAAUGCCGGUCCCGCGAACGCAGACGGUACUCCAAGCACAACCAAGGUCGAAUACCGAGUCUGGAAUCCUUUCCGAAGCAAGUUGGCUGCUGGUGUCUUGGGUGGUUUGGACGAGAUCUUCAUUAAGCCGGGAGCCAAAGUUCUGUACCUCGGUGCUGCAUCUGGAACCUCCGUAUCGCAUGUUGCAGAUAUCGUUGGUCCUACGGGAACUGUUUUCGCUGUCGAGUUCUCGCAUCGUUCAGGUCGUGAUCUGAUCAAUAUGGCUACCCACCGCACAAAUGUCAUUCCAAUCAUUGAGGACGCUCGUCACCCCCUCCGUUAUAGAAUGCUGGUUUCCAUGGUCGAUGUCAUCUUCGCAGAUGUCGCCCAGCCUGAUCAAGCUCGUAUCGUUGGAUUGAACGCACAUUUGUUCUUGAAGGUUGGAGGCGGUAUCGUGGUCUCGAUCAAGGCAAACUGUAUCGACAGUACCGCUGCACCAGAAGCAGUUUUCGCACGAGAAGUCACAAAGUUGAGAGAGGAGAGAAUUAAGCCUUUGGAGCAAUUGACACUUGAACCUUUCGAGAGAGAUCACUGCAUCGUCGUCGGUCGUUAUGUUCGUUCUACUACCUAGGAAACAUCCGUAGAAACGGUGCUUCUUACAAAGUUGCACAACAAUGCGUCGUGGAAAUCGUAUGGCUUGGUUUGGUGUGCACACACGGCAGCGUGCUCUUUUCUUCGUUGGGAUAGGUUGUCUUUAUUUGCUACUGGUGUAACUAUUCGGAUCCUGGCGUUCAGGUUCUUGCGAUACGAAGGUUACUUACAAAAAUAAAUUGGGCAUUGUACAGCAAUGGAUACCUAUGAAAAUUGACAGACG
Messenger RNA from Mollisia scopiformis, 1194 nucleotides. RefSeq names its product Fibrillarin. The record is from RefSeq and is a predicted model, not a curated record. Gene Ontology annotation, molecular function: rRNA methyltransferase activity; histone H2AQ104 methyltransferase activity; RNA binding. Gene Ontology annotation, biological process: rRNA methylation; box C/D sno(s)RNA 3'-end processing. The transcript has 4 exons. Bases 1 to 951 code for a protein of 316 amino acids. Lineage: Eukaryota; Fungi; Ascomycota; Leotiomycetes; Helotiales; Mollisiaceae. Gene Ontology annotation, cellular component: small-subunit processome; nucleolus; box C/D methylation guide snoRNP complex.